Saprolegnia diclina VS20 is the source of this 606-nucleotide messenger RNA. RefSeq lists its product as hypothetical. Bases 1 to 567 code for a protein of 188 amino acids. Lineage: Eukaryota; Oomycota; Saprolegniomycetes; Saprolegniales; Saprolegniaceae. The transcript has a single exon. The record is from RefSeq and is a predicted model, not a curated record.
AUGUCGACCACGCUGCGCUCGUUUGCUGCGCUCGGCGUCACGCUCACGGCCACGGGCCUUCUCUACGCGCAGCUCACCGUCAAGUCAGCGUCCUCCCAGUUUCAGCCGACGCCGACGCUCGCGCCUUACAAGGCUGCGCAUGUGGACGUGUUGACGGCGCGAAUGGACGCACCGGUCGACUUGGCCAAGUUUGCGAGCUGCUUCUUCCGGUCGCCCGUGUUUCAGGCCGAGCGGGUGGUGCUGCGCCUCCUCGGCUACGGCGCGACGACCGACGAUGCGAUUGCGAAUCUCGCGUUUGAGCCCAACGACGCCGUUGUCGUCUUCCGCGUCGUCGAACGCACGCCGGACGAGGUCGUUCUCGCGUGGGCGCUCUCGGACGACACGCGCGGCCACUCGUGGCUGCACGUGGCCGACGACGGCCGCUCGGUCGAGUACGCGACGACGUUCGCACCGACCCGCGCCAUGCACUAUGCGCUCGUGCCCUUCCACCUUGUGUACGCUCGCAUCGUGCUGGCUGCCGCGCGCUACCAGUACAACAAGGAGACCGUGCCCAUUUACGAACCCUAGUCUCUUGACCCACCACGUACUACUUUUAUCUAACAAUGC